This is a messenger RNA of Salvelinus sp. IW2-2015, 1014 nucleotides long. Its product is annotated as transmembrane protein 104. NCBI's taxonomy places the organism in Eukaryota, Metazoa, Chordata, Actinopteri, Salmoniformes, Salmonidae. The record is from RefSeq and is a predicted model, not a curated record.
CACCCCUGUUGUGCACACAGUCAUUGAAUGUGCAUGAGAUAGAAGAAUGCACAUAUAACGUUUAUUGGCGGAGGAUGUUUAUUUUCUGCACGAGUUAUUUAUUAUUGCCAUUCGCUGUCUAGCUUUCUGGUUUAAUUACCCUGAAAAAGAUUCACUGAACGCAGGUUGUGAUCUCCAGUAUUGGUGCCCAUCAUGGCAGGAGGCAUCACAGAGACCGGGGAGCUCUACUCCCCGUAUGUGGGCUUGGUGUACAUGUUUAAUCUGAUCGUGGGCACGGGGGCACUGACGAUGCCCAAGGCCUUUGCCCAAGCAGGUUGGGCGGUCAGCCUGGCGCUCAUCUCCUUCCUGGCGUUUAUGAGUUACAUGACCACUACGUUUGUGAUCGAGGCCAUGGCAGCAGCCAACGCUCAGCUAUGCUGGAAGAGGAGGGAGCAGGAAGAGGUCCAAGACAGCGACUCCACCUCUGAUUAUUCGGAUGAUGAUGUCCGGGGACGAUCAGAGCCAGAGACGAGGCCCAUUUUGUCAGUCCAGCGAACAGGAGGAGGACACGUUGAYCACUUUGACAUUGUGGAGAGGGUAGAGAUGGGUCAAAUGGCCUCCAUGUUCUUCAACAAAGUUGGUGUCAACAUGUUCUACAUCUGCAUGGUAGUCUACCUGUAUGGAGACCUGGCCAUCUAUGCUGCUGCUGUACCCAUAUCACUAAUGGAAGUAGCCUGUGGUAACCACUCAUGCAGUGCUGGCAGUGUGAAAUACGACGACACCGACUUGUGCUGGGGGCCUGUCACCAGGAAAGACGCCUACAAGGUGUUUCUGAGCAUCUUCACUGUGAUGUUGGGCCCUUUCGUUUUCUUCGAUGCUCAGAAGACUAAAUACCUCCAGAUCCUCACCUCACUCAUGCGCUGGAUCGGUAAGAGUAACCUAUYUUACCUUAAGGAAUACAAACACCAUAGGCUGAUAAAGGUUGCUCUGGACAGACUCGAGGCACGCAUCUUCAAAUAAUCACAUUAAAUGUGG